Messenger RNA from Papilio machaon (common yellow swallowtail), 1595 nucleotides. It is a transcript of the gene gsb, whose product is annotated as protein gooseberry. Gene Ontology annotation, molecular function: DNA-binding transcription factor activity, RNA polymerase II-specific; RNA polymerase II cis-regulatory region sequence-specific DNA binding. Bases 183 to 1595 code for a protein of 470 amino acids. The transcript is spliced from 6 exons. NCBI's taxonomy places the organism in Eukaryota, Metazoa, Arthropoda, Insecta, Lepidoptera, Papilionidae. The record is from RefSeq and is a predicted model, not a curated record. Gene Ontology annotation, biological process: regulation of transcription by RNA polymerase II; anatomical structure development.
CGGGCUGUCUUCAAAGUAACACGGAUUAGACACACGCCGUUUUCGUCGACGUAAUCAUGCCUGCGUGCGACCUGUGAUAGUGAAAGACUGAUAUUGUGAUCCUUUGGGACUAUUUCUUGUGCACGAUCUAGAUCGGUGCUCGGAGCUGACACUUGUUGCGCCGUCUUUUCAGCUUCGCGUCAAUGGCUGUUUCAACAUUAAACAUGACGCCCUACUUCACAGGAUAUUCUUUUCAAGGUCAGGGUCGUAUGAACCAGCUGGGCGGAGUUUUCAUCAACGGCCGUCCGCUGCCGAACCAUAUUCGCUUGAAGAUAGUGGAAAUGGCGGCGGCGGGGGUGAGGCCGUGCGUCAUAUCGCGACAACUGCGCGUCUCUCAUGGAUGCGUCUCCAAGAUCCUGAAUAGAUAUCAGGAAACUGGCUCCAUCCGCCCCGGUGUGAUCGGAGGAUCUAAACCGCGAGUUGCCACGCCUGAGGUUGAAAACAGGAUAGAAGAGCUCAAGAGACAAAACCCAGGUAUAUUUUCCUGGGAAAUUAGAGAUAAACUAAUAAAGGAAGGCAUCUGUGAUAAAAAUACCGCCCCGUCGGUCAGUUCCAUUUCGAGACUUAUAAGAGGAGGCAAAAGAGAUGAAUCAGACCCUCGAAGAAAUCAUAGCAUUGACGGUAUUCUAGGUCCCUCAUCUUGUGAAGACUCAGAUACGGAAUCGGAGCCGGGCAUCACGCUCAAACGGAAGCAAAGAAGAUCGAGGACCACAUUCUCCGGGGACCAGCUUGAAGCCUUGGAGCGUGCCUUCACCAGGACCCAGUAUCCAGAUGUUUAUACCAGAGAAGAAUUGGCUCAGAAGACUAAGCUUACCGAAGCUCGGGUUCAGGUUUGGUUCUCGAACAGAAGAGCUCGUCUUCGCAAGCAACUCAACUCCCAGCAGCUGAGUGCAUUCAAUACGAUGUCUUUGCAAUCAGCAUUUCCCUCCGUCCAUCAACAAUACGAGCCUCCAUCUACUUUCAAUCCGCAGUGCACGUCUUGGCAGCAAUCUUAUUCCUCUGCGUUGGGUUCUAGUUCUGUUCUAAAUUCAGCAUUAGCUCCUUCACUACAUCAAUCAUCGCUAACUCCGUCCGUCUGUCAAUCAGCAUUAGCAGCUUCGUCUCUCCACCCGCCCACAUCUGCAUCCUUCUCUUCUGGGAAUCUAACACCUCUUUCACAUUCAUCUGAACUCCCCACUCCGUUACAACCAGCUUCGGAUACCACUCCACCCAGUACGAGCCCAAUCACCAGUAGCCCGUCGAAUCAGAGCAGUGGAAUUACUUAUCAGCACGCAUACGCAAACCCCAGUGAAACCGUGUCCCAUCCUUACGGCUACGGAGAUUAUUCGAAACAAGAACACGCCAUGUCGGCCCAUAACCAUUGGACCUCGAGACAGCUCAGCGGUCAUCCUCAAAAUAAGCUGCCUGAUGUUGGUGCCUGGCCGGAAAAUUAUAGUUCUUUCUUCGGCACCAACGCAUCACACUACGCGACUCAUGCGCAUUCUCCUACUGAAGCGAAGUCAGGUUAUCCUUAUUUAGGACAACUUGGAGGCAUGGACAUGGGAAGAGUACAUUAA